Molecule: messenger RNA, 1467 nt
Organism: Lodderomyces parapsilosis
Lineage: Eukaryota; Fungi; Ascomycota; Pichiomycetes; Serinales; Debaryomycetaceae
Product: sphinganine kinase
Exons: 1
Coding region: 1-1467 (488 amino acids)
Cellular component (GO): endoplasmic reticulum membrane
Molecular function (GO): sphingosine-1-phosphate phosphatase activity
Source: RefSeq, a predicted model, not a curated record
AUGCCUCAAUCAGUUGAAAAUGAAGUAGAGGUGAAGCAGGAACUUAAAUUUAGAGAUAAACCACAUGGGUCAACGCAUAGUACACCAAUGGAUCAGGGGUUGGAAGACCAUUCAGGCGAUGCAGGCAAUCAAGCAGACGAUCAUUACAAACAACGAUUGUCGCCAUUUAGAUACAAAUUACGUUCCUAUAUGUUACCCGUAGUUCGUUACGAAACCGAUGUGUUAUAUAAGCUACAAUCCACGUUGCGAAACCCAAUUUUCGACUUUUAUUUUGCUUGGACUGCGAAUUUGGCAAGCCAUACCUUUUAUAUCUUAAUGUUGCCGCCCCCAGUUUGGUUCGGAGCUAGUAAGAUGGCUAGAGACUUGGUUCAUGUUUUGGGAUGGGGAAUAUACUUGACUGGGUUUUUGAAAGAUUAUUUUUGUUUGCCAAGGCCGAGAUCACCUCCAUUGCAUAGAAUUACCAUGUCUAGUUAUACUACUCAAGAGUAUGGGUUUCCUUCGUCACACGCAGCUAAUGCUACUGCAGUUACCUUGGUUGUUAUGAGCAACAUUAUUCAAAAUCAUAACGCUUUUGAUUCCAAAACAUAUUACAGCCUCAUUGCUGGACUUGUUGUUUAUUACUUUUCUCUAAUAUUUGGAAGAUUAUACACUGGUAUGCAUGGGUUUCUUGACAUUUUUACUGGAUCGGGCGUUGGCUUGGCUGUAUUCUUGUUUCGAUUCUAUUUGGGUCAACAAUGGGACACAUUUUUGUUUAGUCAUGGAUACAUAUUUGGUAUUGCAUUGAUUUUGGGUUUGUAUUUACUCAUGAUUCACAUAUACCCCGAGCCUAUUGACGACUGCCCAUGCUUUGAUGAUUCAGUUGCGUUUGUUGGGGUGUUGAUUGGAUUAGACUUGAGCCAUCUUGUCGGCUACCAAACAUUGCAUUUUUUCAAUUUGAAUAAUUUUGAGGAUUAUUAUCUAGUCCCAUUUGUAAAUGAUGGUGGUGCAUUGAAAAUAGUUGCUAGGUUUUUCCUUGGAGUUGGCUUGGUUGUCACUUGGAAAGCAAUAUCAAAACCAGUUAUAUACACCAUUUUACCUCCCGUGUACAAAAUUAUUGGAGUUUAUCUACCAAGAAGGCACUACAUUUCCACAGCACAUACAAGGGACCCAGUGAGACAUAUCAGAUCCACGUCCAUCUCUAAUGAUGUUGACCAAAUAGGAAACUUUAACAAAUUCAUAAAGGGGGUAUCUGAUCGCAGCAAACUUGACUCAUAUGGACCAAGCAGCGAUAUAGAUUAUUAUGAGAUCAUGGACUAUAACAAAGGUAAGAAGGGGAAAAGAAUCAACUUGGAAAAGCUCAAUUUCAAAAGUGGUGUUUUCAAGGAUCGAUACGAUGUGGAGAUUGUAGGUCGAUUGAUUGUUUAUGCAGGUGUGGCUACUACUUCGGUGUGGGCCUUCUAUUUCGCCGCUAAAUACCUUUAUUUGUGA